UUUAGCAAGAAAGUAAGCGCAUAAAUUUCAUUAAAUUACAUUAGGAAAAAGUGUUUCUUUUUUAAAGUUAAAUGAGUGUUAUCGAAGGAUCUACUCGGUUCAGAUAAUCGUGGAUCCACGUUUAAAAUGCUAUAUGACUGACACAGUUAAAAACAUGACCAACCAAGAAUGCAAGGAUAGGAAUAUUUCGACGUUAUCUACUUUAUUCGAAGCAAUACAACACGGUCGUUAUCGUCAAACUGUAUUGAUAUUGGAAACGGGAGUCGACAUCGAUGGUAGGAAUGAUAAAGGACAAACACCUUUGAUGAUAACCUGUCAGAAUAUCGACGUAAAAAAUCGUACGAAGUUUGUUAAAUUGUUUAUAGAUACAGGAGCCGAUCCUAACAUGCAAGAUUGGGACGGUCUAACAGCAUUAAUGUACGCUGUCAUCAACGGAAAUAACGAAAUUGUUGCCGUCCUUAUAGAAAAUAAACGUACAGACGUUACGAUCCAAGACGGAGAAGGUAACACAGCUCUGAUGCACGCAGCAUCGCGUGGUUACGGUGAUAUAAUAUUUACGUUCCUACACAAUUAUCGACACGAUCGACAAAUUUUAGGACUUCAAGAGAAGAAUAAACAAGGAUUGAAUGCUGUACAAUUAGCUGCUAGAAAUAAUCACGAUACGUGUGUUUAUUUAUUAACGCGUGAAGCUAGACAAUUUCCUAUAACACCGUCCGAUAUGUUUCCUAAUCCGAAAGUAUUAGAAAGGGUACCUACACCUUGUAAAGGAUGGUACAAGAGGAGAGCGGCUUCACAAGAAAACAUGCAAUCCGCAAUCGAUAAGAAUAGAAAUGAGAAGAAAAAAUUAGAAAAUCAUUUAAUUUCCUAUUUAGGAGAGAAGAAGAAUUGGGAUUCCGAUUCAAAAAAUAUCUUGUAUCUUCCACCGUUAAAUAAUGACUUUUCCAAUUGUAAACUUUUCGGUACUUUAGCUUCAGCUUCCUUGCUUCAUAGACGUCAAAGUAGCGGUGCUGGAAGAAUUUGA
Messenger RNA from Centruroides sculpturatus (bark scorpion), 1021 nucleotides. RefSeq names its product ankyrin repeat domain-containing protein 63-like. Gene Ontology annotation, molecular function: protein binding. The coding region runs from base 134 to 1021 and encodes 295 amino acids. The record is from RefSeq and is a predicted model, not a curated record. Lineage: Eukaryota; Metazoa; Arthropoda; Arachnida; Scorpiones; Buthidae. The transcript is spliced from 2 exons.